This is a messenger RNA of Megalopta genalis, 6005 nucleotides long. The record is from RefSeq and is a predicted model, not a curated record. NCBI's taxonomy places the organism in Eukaryota, Metazoa, Arthropoda, Insecta, Hymenoptera, Halictidae.
AUCUAAAUCAUAGAUCAAAGCGUGGUAUUUAGUCUUACCUGGCACAAUAAACAAUCAUUUAUCCAGUGUGAAAGAGGAACAGAUGUUCAGUGAUAGCAUAUACUGUUAAUUUUCGCCAUUUUACCGCAUUCUACUCCGAACGAAACCUAUUCCGAAACGCUGAUCGAGCGUGUUAAGAGAAAAACCUUAAAAUUGCACGUUUGUUUAUCGAACUUUUUUUAUAAUAUAUAUUUUCCAUCAUUUCCGUCAUGAUACAGUUCUUAUUUUUUUGAACUAUGCGUUAAUUAUUACUAUUUUAAAUUUUAUCUUUUGUAACAAUGACGAAAGAAAUCAGGAAUUUAUUUCAAUAACUCUGUAAAAUGGUGCUAAGUCGAAAUGAUAAAAGAAAAAGAAAAGAAGGAGAUCUGGUGGAUCUUAUGGAACCAUUAUCAGAAUCUCCAAAAAGAACCAAAAUACAUGCACAAAGAAAAUUUGCACAAGGUGCAACCACAGUUUUUAAUCCUUCACACACUCCAAUUAAGGAUAAAGAGAAAGCCAAACCACCAAUUAUAACAGAAUUAAUAACGCAUAAAAGGCCAAACACAGAGGAUUUUCUGACAUUUUUAUGCUUUAGAGGUACAUCGAUUUUACCUCCAAGCUUAAAUUUCUUCAAUGUUGGUAGCAAAAAAGAAAAACCAGAUGCCAAAACAAUGCGUGUGUCAACAGACAAAGUUACAUCUUCAUCUAGUACAUCCACUGAAAAUCAAAAACCAGAUCCAAGCCAGAAAACUAUUACCAAAAUAAAAUCAAUUAUUACAGAUAAAAAGAAUAAUACACUACAAAAAAAUAUUAAUAAAUUCAAAACCACAACAUCUACUGUCCAAGCACUUAAGAAAAAAUAUCAAGAACAGCGUCUCGCUAAACAAAGAAUAAAAAAUAAAUUUAAAACAUCUUGUGUUAUGAGGACAAGAUCUUGUACAGAAAGAACACUUUUAAAGACUACAAAUAAACUAGCACCCAGAAAAUUUCUGCCAAGGAUUGAAACCAAAAGGCUUGGUUUACGAAGUAGUGUACUUACAGAUAAGGCAAAGAAACCUUCUCCAAAAGCAAAACCUAUACCACUAAAACCAAAGAAAAAAGUUCUUGUAAAACAAAAAAGCAGUGAUACAUCCAAUUCAGAAUCUACAUCUGAAGAAGAGGAAGAACAACCUUCAGAAAAAUCAGUACCACAAGUAAAACGUACAGUACAAAAAACUGUUCAGAAGAAGAUAUGUACAAGAAGCAAAUCUGAAAUGAGAAGAAUCACUCGUUCUCAUAGUGGAACAAUUUCCCCCAAAAAUCUUUGUAGGAGGCCAUCUAGAAAAACUAAAGAAGCAGCAGCAGUAUACAUGGAAAUUCUAGGAAGAAAAUUAGUAAGUCCAGACUUAGAAAAUGAUGAUAAUGUUUCUAUGGAUAGUUUUCCAGAACUGCCAAAUGCACGUAAAAUUGCACAAACAGAAAGUGAAAUUAAAGCCAAAGUGAAACAACCAAUUACAAAAUCAAUUAAUAAAACUAAAGAUGGUAAGAUUACCUCUAUCCAAAGCGCAUCUAAUAAGAGACCAGAUAAAACUAAAACUAGUAAAAUUACUUUCAAGAGUAAACGACUGAUAAGAGUUCAGAAGUAUUGUGAAAUAGAUACUGACGAGGAAUCAGUCAGUUCUAAUGAAACCAGUAACACAAGACCAGUUACAAGACGAAGUUUAGGAAAAUUAAAUAAACCUGUUAGUAGAUUUCUUAGAUCUUCCUCUAAGAGUGUAGUCACGCGAUUGGAAAUUCAAAACAAUGUAAACAUCAAAUCGAAAUCUCAGGUUCAAAAUAAUUUAAGGUUCAAUAAAGAAAAAUUUAUAAUGAAACGUAAACGAGAUCAGAGUUUGAAUAAACCAUGUUCUGAAAAAGGUAGUGGAUCAAAGCAAAAAGGAACAAAAACUAUUGCUAAUGAAAAUACGGAUUCUGAUGAAGAAACUUUAGGCAUGUUACUUAAUAAGUUGAAAAGAAAGAAAGAAAUUCAUGAACAAAAUGAAGAUAAUGGAAAUGAUAAUGACAAUAAUGCAGAUAAAACUGUAAAGUGUACAGAGGAACAUUUGGUAAAGAUUGAUCUUUCAAAAGCAUCAGAUGAUGAGGAAUCUUUCCGGGGGUUUUCAAAGAAAGCAAUAUCAAAAGUAUUGAAUUCCUGUCAAUCGCACGUUAAUGCUAAUCUUCUUGCUUCUGAAAAAUCCACUGGGAAAUUGGAAAUAAUUGAAACAGAAAAAGUGGAAAACGUGGAUACACCCAAGGAAGCAGAAACCAAGGAUAAUUCUAUUAAAGUUAAAACGUCUUUUCCUGUUGUGAGUGUUUUAAGUGACGAAUGUAUUAAAUCUGAAGAAGGUCGAAAAAUGAAAUUAGAAGUAUUCAAUGAAUUAGAAUCGCAAACAACAUUGAUAACCAAUACGGAAAAAGAAUAUGUUCAGAAAACGGAAAUUUCUCCCAGAAACGUCGUAGACAUGCCUCUGUCAACGUUGCACGUGAGAAAAGAAAAGGUAAACAUGUCAACUGAACAAAUUGAAAAAUGGCUGAACGAAAGCUCCCUUGCCAAAGAAGAGAGCAAGUUAGAAAUGGAGAACGUCUCCAUGUUUAAAUAUGAAAUGUGUGAGAAAAAGAGCGACGUCUCACAUUUAUCCAUUUCAACAAAAAUUCAGCAUUUAGUUAGGCCAGUAAAUGUCACACUUUCUAAAUUAGCAGAAAAAGCAAGUGUGAGAGAUCGUUUAGGUGCACAGAAUAAAUACGUACCUGUUACGAUAGUGGAUUCACAAACUGUUGAUACAAAACAACAAAAUGAAUCUACCAGUAUCAACAAAAAUAAUAUAGAUCUAAAAGAAAUUAUCAAAGGAAAAAAUACAAAGCCAAAUAAAGACUCCAGUCCUGGGGAAGACAAUGAUACAGCAUUAAAAUCUGAUCACAGUUCUGCAGAUGGAUCUUCUGAAAAGAAGUUACCACUCGAAAAGAAAUCCAUAUUUCAACCAAGAAAACCAUUUUUACCAAAAGUGAAGGAACGUAAAACAGUAACUCCCAAUGCAAAUGCAUUUUCUCCAGAAAAUGAAAGUAGUGUUUACGCGUUUGAAAGUGAUACUGAAGUUCCUGUUAAUACCCCUUUUAGACGUAAAAUUCGUGAAUUUAAUAAGUCAUCCAAUGCAUCGCUGGAGAAUGACACAAAUAAGAAUGUAGACAAGGCCAACAAAGAUGAUUAUCAAACACCAGAAUCAAAGGAAACUCCUAGCAAUGUACUUCCAAAAACAGAGAAUAGAAUAGUAGAAUCGAAAAAUACAUCAAAUUCAUUAUUAAAUAUUAACAGAUUCGAAUUACCUAAGAAUUUUGCUACAUUAGCUAAUAUACAAGUCUUACCCUUAGAUAAAUUAACAACAACUUGGAGCAAUGUGAACUGCAGUGCUUCAAUAGCUGUUCAAGUAAAUCUUGACGACAAUGCACAACCGCAAGAACAGGCCGGGGAAAAAGAUACAAAUCAACAGAAAAGCACCGAAACAUCUACCCAAACAGAAAGCAGUAACGAAAAUGAUGAUGAAAACGAUGGUCAACUAUUUUAUAUACCUUUGCAAGCAGUUACAAGAAAUGGACCAAACUUAGUUCAAGGGCAACAGUUAAUUCAAGGUGUAGCUGUUAAACUUGGUACUGAAGGACCAAAUGGACCUAAUCAGAAAGUUCUUUUGAGAGCAAAGUUAGUUACUAAACCGCCGUCGUCAAUUGCACGUUGUCCUCCUAUAGGCACAGUGCAACCUACAACUCGUACACCACCAAACUCCACUGUAUUGUCAGCAGACAAUCCUUUACCAUCUACUUCAUCCAGUACAACUUCAAUUAUGCCUGCGCCAAACUCUGAAAUCCAACCAUCUUCCCCAUGUAAAAGUGAAACAACACUUCAGACACCAAAUAGACAGAGCAGUAGAUCCGCAGCAACGGAAAAAUUAACAAAGUCUCCGAAAACUUCUAGAGAAAGAAAAACAUCUAUUGAUUCAAACAAGAAUGGGAAGAGAUGUCAAAUGAAAUCUAAACAGAAAAGUACUGAAAUUUGUUCUCCGACAAACAAUGUAACGUUUCCAAGUGCAAAAACUGAAAAUAAUGAAGCACGUUUAGUUGAAGCGCCAACUUUUCAGCCUAGCGAGAAAGAUUUCCAAGAUCCUUUAGAAUAUAUAGACAAAAUAAGACCAAUUGCAGAGAAGUUUGGAAUAUGUAGAGUUGUACCACCACCUAAUUUUAAGCCGGAAUGUAAAGUAUCAGACGAUAUGCGCUUUACCGCAUACAAUCAGUAUGUACAUCGUAUGCUUCAUAGAUGGGGGCCUAAUGUGAAGGAAAUGAUGGCGAUUAAGAAAUAUUUAGCUACACAGAGCAUAACUUUAACUCAUCCACCUUGGAUUGGUGGAAUGGAAGUUGAUUUACCCCACUUAUAUCAAACAGUUCAAAGUUUAGGCGGAUUAAAAGAAGUCAUUGAGAAAAAAAAGUGGCAAAAAGUAGCUGAUGGUAUGAAAAUACCAAAGUCAGCUCAGGAUCGUGUAACUAAAUUAGAUGAUAUUUAUUGUAAAUAUUUAUUACCGUAUGAUACAUUAUCUCCAGAGGAACGAGGUAAAUUGUUUGGUGAAGUUGAAUCGGAGUGGAUGAAACGAGAAAGCAGAGCAUUGCAAAGACAAAAUGCACCCAUAAAUGAUAAUGAGGAAGAUGAAGAGGACGAUAGCUCUGACGAGUUUGAAGAAUGCAUUGUAAAAGGUAGAAAUAUGCCAUUAAAUGCUUUCUACCGAAUUGCGAGAAAUACGCAACGUAUGUGGUUCGGUGAAAACCAGCGAUCUGGAAACGAAACUGAGGGUGCUUCCGCUGAUGAGGUUGAAAAUGCGUUCUGGAAACAUGUAGCAGAGAGAAAGCGACACGUUUGUGUGCACGCUGCGAGCAUUGAUUCUAGCGGUCGUGGUUUUGGAUUCUCAGUUGCCAAAAAUAGUCCAUUUGCCAGACAUCCGUGGAAUCUUAAAGUACUUACUAAUAAUGCUGGUUCAGUACUAAGAGCUUUAGGUCCAAUAAUGGGCGUGACAGUGCCAACACUUCAUGUUGGUAUGUUAUUUAGUGCUUGUUGUUGGUACCGCGAUCCUCAUGGUCUUCCAUGGAUAGAAUAUUUACAUACAGGAGCUAAGAAAAUCUGGUAUGGUAUACCAGACGAACAUAACAAUAACUUCAGAGAAGCUCUGUCAAAAAUGGUUCCACGUUAUUGUAAAAAUAAAACUAUAUGGUUACCAUCUGAUACAGCAAUGGUUCCUCCAGAAUUGCUGGUUAGUAAUGGAGUAUCGUUGUGUCAGACAGUACAAGAACCAGGCCAAUUUAUAAUUGUAUUCCCCAAAGCUUUUACAUCAAGUAUAUGUACUGGCUAUGUAGUAUCUGAAAGUGUAUACUUUGCACAACUAUCUUGGUUAGAGACUGCUGAACAAGUGUUUAAAGACAUACAAGAUAGCUGUGAACCAUCAAUAUUUUCAUUUGAAAGGUUGCUAUUUAACAUUAUUAAUGACUCUAGAUCCCAUAUAGAUGUGAUGAAACAGAUUUUACCAAGUGUGAUUAAAAUUCGGGAGAAGGAAAUAACUUGCCGACAACAAUUAGAAGCAGUAGGUCUUACAAAUACAGAAAGAUUACCAUUACCGGAUAGUGGAAAACGAAAGAAAGGAAAAAAAGUGAAAGAAGAUGAUGGUGAUUUUGAAUGCGAAACUUGUAGAGCUAAUCUAUUUGUUUCACUAGUUAGUAAUUCACAAGAUGACAGUGUUUAUUGCCUACCACAUGCAUUGCAAUUACUUAAUAAGAAGAAGCAAGCUUUAAAACACUGUACUUUAAUGUACACAUACAACGAGGAUGAAUUGGAUGAUUUAAUUCACAAAUUAGAAGAAAGAAUUGAAGCCAAAUCUAAAAAGACUAAUCAAAUUAAACAAGCUAAAUAACGAGUUUACGGAUCUAUUUAUUAAAUUAUA